This is a messenger RNA of Caenorhabditis auriculariae, 2359 nucleotides long. The record is from the annotation of a GenBank genome assembly. Lineage: Eukaryota; Metazoa; Nematoda; Chromadorea; Rhabditida; Rhabditidae.
AUGGCCGCUUACGCAAUGUACAGGAAUACGACGCUUGGCGUCGCUUUGGACCAAACUCUAGAGGAUAUGAUCGCCGAGGGCCUUGUGCCCAAACAAUUGGCCUCCAAGGUUUUUUUAGAUUCUUAAAAUGUAUUUUAUGAUGUGGUCAUGGUAGAAACGGAGCAACGCAAAAAUUUAUUUCAUCCGAAAACUGCUUUUAAAUAGUUCUUUUCUUUUUUUUGUAGUUAUUAUGUGUUUUUUUAACUACUUUCGUUCUUUCACAUGGUUACUUCAUAAUAAUUAGAUAGAAGCUGUCUCGAGAUGUACUGCUAAGAAGUUGAUGGAGGAAGAAGGUGGAUUUUUUUCAAAAUGUCCCGAUUUUUUUGCUGGAAAAACUCGGAAUUUUUUUCCAAAACCUGAAAAAAAGAGUUUUUUUUUCUCAAAAAUAAGAAUUUUUGACUUCCGAAUGAAAUUUUUUUACCUCAUAAUAAAAAUUAUUACUGUUUUUUUUGAGCGGUUUUUUUCUAGAUUUUCAAUAUUUUAUCUAUAAAACUGUCCUUUCUGUUUUCUUAUUGAAAUCCGUAAAAGGAAUUUUUCAAGAAACUAUUGAUUUAUGAUUCUUAUUUAUAGGUAGGAAAUAUGAACUAACUUUUAAUGUAUCGCUUAGUUUUUACCGAUAAAUAGUUGAUACUUAGUUUUUCAAUGAGAAAAACUUAUAAAUUGGUUUUUAAAAUUUCUUCGACAGUUUCUAACCUUGAUUUGAGGAGGAAAAUUUUUUAAAAAAGUUUUUUUUUCUUUCUCACUGUUUUCGUUCCAGGUUCUCACCCAGUUCGACAAGAGCAUCAAUAAAAUGCUCUCCCGUCUCGCCAAAGAAAAGGUUUUUUUUUCAUUUCUCUAGAAAAUAUGUACUUUUUAAAUAUUUCUGAAGUAGUCUUGUGAAAUUCAAGGCAAACGAAGAUUUUUUUGAGCCAAAAAUUCAUUCUUCACAUGUAAUUUCUUUAAAAAAAUUAUUUUCGAGGCAAAUUCAUAUGAUUUCAUCAAGUUCUCCAUUACUAUUUGACUUUCAAGAAUUUUUCAAAAAAAUUUCAGUCGAAAAUAUUAAAGAAAUUUUUAAUUGAAACUAUUCCAAAAAAAUGAAAUAUAGAUUUAAUCAUAAUUACGUGCAACUGUAUUCACUUAAAAAUUAGGUUGAAAGGUUUUUUUGUCAGAAAAAUUUUAACAAAUUAGGUUUUUCUACAUCUUCCUCUGAAGACUGAAUAAAUUGAAAUUAGGUUGAAAAAGGAAUUCGAGAAUUUUCAAUAAAACAUGAAUUUAAUUAAAUUUCUUAGAUCCAUUUUUGAGCUGGAAAAAGGUGGAGAAAUUUAAGCGAAUUUAAAUUUGAAUCAUUCAGAAAAUCUUCGUGAAACAGUAUUUUUGUUCUAAACUAGGUUAGAAAAGGAAUAUAAGCGAUUUUUUUGGGAUAGUCGAAUUUUUUCCAGAUGCACUUCCGGGCCGGAAAAUUGAUCACGUAUCGUUAUUGCGACAACGUUUGGACGUUUAUCCUUGACGAGGUCGAAAUUCGGGACCCUCAUCGUUCUUUCGACACCGCCUUGUCUAAGUUUGUCAUUUCGAAAUGUUGAAAAAGGCGUUUUUUUAAAUUCCUAUGUAAAUUUGGAGUAUAAUGUGAGAUUUUGGUACGGUUUGAAGCUUUUUUCGGGAAUCGGCUUAGAAUUUCUACUGGAUGUAACUCGAAAGUUUCUGGCGCUAAAAAACGAAGUAGUUUUCUUCUUAAGUGAUCACUAGAAAGAUGUAAGUUGGCAUAGUUUCUUCACAGCGCUUUUUUUUGACGACGCCCUUUCAUUUUUUUUUCCCGUGAAGUAUAGUGUUUAGUGUGCAUGCACUGCGGCGCUCUCGCACAUACCGUGUUCAAAAUAAUUUUCACGAAAUUCAAAAUUAUCUCUGAAUAUCCGUAAUUCAGUUGUAUUUUUCACUUUCUGGCGGCUAUUUAGAAUUUGGCGUAUUCAUUUUGAACACGAAAACCCAAAAAUCGCGUUCUCUUAACUAUUCGCCUCAUGACCCAGUGAACAUGCGCCUUUAAUAUUCCCUGUUUACGCUUGUUUCCCAUGACGUCACAUGGGAACGGAGCAUUUUUGCUCCGCCCCAUUCGUUUUUGGUUUCGCAUUUUCUUGCACUAACAACAACGCCUUGUCUUUUAGAUCACGAAGAAACGAAUUUUUCAUUUUUCUCUCCAAGAAAAUGUGAAUUUGUCUCGACUUCCAGGCUGAAAAUCGUGGCGUGCGACGGUCGGCCGGCGGGAAUGCUGGGGACGGCUCCUUUGGCUCGAGGAUCGACGGCCAGUCGGGCUUGUCUGGCCGUCGAGAACAACAGCGACAGCGACUGA